Hemisphaericaspora subhashii is the source of this 1488-nucleotide messenger RNA. RefSeq names its product Spl1p (gene SPL1). Gene Ontology annotation, cellular component: nucleus; mitochondrion; cytosol. Gene Ontology annotation, biological process: [2Fe-2S] cluster assembly. Gene Ontology annotation, molecular function: cysteine desulfurase activity; pyridoxal phosphate binding. The coding region runs from base 1 to 1488 and encodes 495 amino acids. NCBI's taxonomy places the organism in Eukaryota, Fungi, Ascomycota, Pichiomycetes, Serinales, Debaryomycetaceae. The transcript has a single exon. The record is from RefSeq and is a predicted model, not a curated record.
AUGAGAUCAUUAGCAUUAAGAACGUCAAGACGUUCUUUAAAUCCAACCAAUCAUUCUAGCUUCGCUAUUCGUACAUUAGCAACUUCUUCUUCCCUUGAUAAAUUAGCCACAGCUUCUAAAAAAGCCGCUUCAACCACCACCAUAACAGAAACUUCUAAUCCAAUCACAGGUGAACUUCAUGUCUCCAUUCAUACUCCAGGUUCUACUGUUACUAAACCACCAAAGGGUUCUUCAAUCUCUUUGAAGUCAGCCACAAGAGAUCCUUCCCAAUAUGGUACUCGUCCGAUUUAUCUUGAUGUUCAAGCUACAACUCCAACUGAUCCAAGAGUCUUGGAUAAAAUGUUAGAAUUCUAUACUGGUUUAUAUGGUAAUCCCCAUUCAUCAACUCAUUCAUAUGGUUGGGAAACUGAUAAAGAAGUUGAAAAGGCUCGUAAAUAUAUUGCUGAUGUGAUUAAUGCUGAUCCAAAAGAAAUCAUUUUCACUAGUGGUGCUACUGAAACUAAUAAUAUGGCAAUUAAAGGGGUACCUAGAUUCUAUAAAAAAACCAAAAAACAUAUCAUUACUACUCAAACUGAACAUAAAUGUGUUUUAGAUUCGGCAAGACAUAUGCAAGAUGAGGGAUUUGAAGUUACUUAUUUACCAGUUAAUUCAGAAGGUUUAAUUAGUUUAGAUGAUUUAAAAAAUGCCAUUAGAAAAGAUACUGCUAUUGUAUCUAUAAUGGCAGUUAAUAAUGAAAUUGGAGUUAUUCAACCUUUGAAAGAAAUUGGGGAAAUUUGUCGUAAAAAUAAAAUCUUUUUCCAUACUGAUGCUGCUCAAGCUUAUGGGAAAAUUCCAAUUGAUGUAAAUGAAAUGAAUAUUGAUUUAUUAUCCAUCUCAUCUCAUAAGAUCUAUGGUCCAAAGGGUAUUGGGGCUUGUUAUGUCAGAAGAAGACCAAGAGUCAGAUUAGACCCAAUCAUUACUGGUGGUGGACAAGAAAGAGGUUUAAGAUCAGGUACUUUGGCCCCUCCAUUAGUUGCUGGUUUCGGAGAAGCAGCAAGAUUAAUGAAGGAAGAAAUGGAAUACGAUCAAAAACAUAUUUAUAGACUUUCGGAUAAAUUGAAAUCAGGAUUACUUUCAAUUCCAUCAACUCAAUUCAAUGGUUCAAUGGAUCCAAAAUCUCAAUAUCCUGGUUGUGUUAAUGUUUCAUUCGCUUAUAUUGAAGGAGAAUCAUUAUUAAUGGCACUUAAAGAUAUCGCGUUAUCUUCCGGGUCGGCAUGUACUUCUGCUUCAUUGGAACCUUCAUAUGUUUUACAUGCAUUAGGUGCUGAUGACGCAUUGGCUCAUUCUUCUAUCAGAUUCGGAAUUGGAAGAUUCACUACUGAAGCAGAAGUUGAUUAUGUUAUUAAUGCUAUUAAUGAACGUGUUGAUUUCUUAAGAAAGAUGUCUCCAUUAUGGGAAAUGGUUCAAGAAGGUAUUGAUUUGAACUCGAUUGAAUGGAGUGGCCAUUAG